CCUCCCCUGUCUCCCUUGGCGCCGAUAAAGGGGACCGAUACUGACCGAUAACUGACCAGCGUCUCGUGCGUUGAGGUUAGAGCGAGCGACUCAGGUCGGCGCCGUUGCGGCGUAAUAUUGCGCCUCGGGGAAAGUCAGUGGAUCAGUUUCGUCUUCCAUCACUUUCAUUUAUCGGAAAGAAAUGGCGAGAAUGCCUGGAAUCUGAUCUGCAGACGAGAUCGGAGUAAGUCGUGUCUAGUCACACACGAGGUUCAGGCUAGAUUUAAUGUCAACGUAACGCUCGUGGACAAUGGACGGAGAGGAUUCCGUGGACGUGGACGUGGACGUGGACGUGGACGUGGACGUGGACCCACGGGAGCUACAGGAGACCCUCCAGACGUACAGGAAGCUCGCAGACGAUUUCGCGAACCACGACACGAUUCUCAAGGACAAAACGGUCUUAUCGUACAUAGCGUAUGUUUUGGAAGUACCUGACUUAGAUGUGGUUACCUUAGCUCUAGACAUCCUGGAGAUAUUUGUAAAGAAUGUAGAUAAUUAUAUACAUAUAACAUCUACAUUCGGCAUACGUGAAUCCUUAGAGGCGAUUAUCAAUAAAUACAGCUUGAGCGAACCAAAGAUAGCCAGUCAUGCACAGCACAUCAAAAAUGAUAUAGAACGCAUGAAACCACCUAUAUAUAACUUACGCAGUCGUUGCAGACGAGUUAUAGAGCCUAAAAAGUUGAAGACGCAUGUAAUAGUUUUACAUGUUCAAGGUUUAUUACCAGAAACUCGCGCCGAGUUGGAACGGAUAUUAAUAAGAAUUGAUGGUCUCGUUUCGCUUGUUGUCGAUGUAGAGCAUCAGCGUGUAACUAUGCGCACCUUGAAUUACGUUACUGCGAAACAGAUCGCGGAAGCGAUUGAUAAAAAUACAGAUAACAUGGAAGCGAGAUUGGUUACAAGAAAUAAACUUAAUCAAGAGUUUCUCGUGAAAUUGAUACAAACAGGCGAUAGCGACGGUGAAGAAAUGCCUGAUUAUUUGCCCGAGGAGGAGGAAGAAGAUGACAAGGAGGGAGUUGUGUCACUAUUCACUGGUUUAAAACAAAGCGCUUCAUCUCUAUAUAAAUCUACCGCAGAAUUUUUAAGUAAUUCAUUCUAUUGGUAGAAUUUUUAACUGUAACGGAGAUUGUUGUGAUUGUUGUAAUUACAAUUUUAUUUAUUCAAAAUCACAAUUGUUUGUUUGUCUCUUCGAAGAAGGGUUAGAAACAAUCCGUGUGUAUAAAUAGAAUAUAUAAUCUCAAUAGAUAUAUAUCAAAGAGAAAGACUUAUUAAGACAUAAAUAAAUUUUUUAAUUUUUUAAGUAGCAAUGAUCGAUCAGUUCUGAUUGUUUAAGAAUCUCACACUCAUAAUUGACAAUAGUCAAAGAGAGUAACAGAGAAUUGAUUUUUAAAAUUUAUUAUGAGUAACACUUUUUGUAUUGACACUCUUUGUGUCUCGAUAGAAAAUUAACAUGUACAAAUAGAUCUCCAAGUUUUUACGUCUAUAUUUGUAAAGAAGAGUAUGUACGUUUUACAUAUACAAAAUUAGCUUUCUUAUUUUUCAUAUUUUAACAUGCAUGCUUUAUCCUAAUCUAAUGUGUGUGCAUAAAACAGUUAUGUAUACACAUGCAGAUCCUGUUUAUUACGAUCUCAAAUUUCUAAACAAAUUCUAAUAUGUACAUAAGCAAAUUCCAAUAUGUGCUACAUACCGCACUAGAAAUCUAAUUACCAAUCUUAUACAAACGAGACAUUUUAUUGUAAAAGCUUGUAACGUAAAAAAUGUCAUUAGAUAUAGAUAUUAUAUAUGCGAUAUGACGACAUUUAAGCUUUUGCAAUCAAAUAAAAAUAAAAUAUUCUAAUAAUUUAAUUUUAUCUUUUCUUACCGCUUAAUAAGUUCGUUACAUUGAUUGAGAAAUUGGGUAAGGAAUUAAAUUAUAAAAUGUCAUGUAAAUCAACUUUAUUUUAUGUAUAACACAAAUUUUGUGUACUGCUUCUAUUAUUAUAUAAUAAUAGAACUAGUCAGUUUUUUAGCUGCCACUGCACAAAAAGGAACAAUUUAUGCAUCUACUCGCAUAAGUAUGAUGGAUACAAUACGUAUGAUUACUACAAAGUACAUCUUUCUCUCUAUUUAUAAUAUGCCUCGUAAAUUAUCUCGUUCAGAUGAGCACAUCAAAAUUGUUACUCUAUCUUAAUUUUUACGCUUAUCCGCUAAGUUCCCGUUGUAUUGUCUAUAUUUACAGAUACAGAUGUAUAUAAUUGUCAUUAAGGCAAUUUGAGUUUCAAAGCAGGUACAAUAGAUGGAUGCAAAACAUCAUUUCUUUCCUGUAAUUGAGUAAACGAAAUAGUUCGUAGACAUGUGUGUGAAAAAAAUAGAGAGAUAGAACUUAUGAUAAUUAUUAGUACCGGUAGUUCGUGGAAUGAGUAUGAGGCUCGCGUGCAGCCCAGUGCUAUUAUAGAGCUUCGUUUUGAAACUCGAGUAGCCUGCAUCACGUUUGACUAUUUCACGCAAUACAACUCACUUCUUAAACUAUAUAUGUAUAUAUAAAUGCUUAGGCUGAAAUCAAUAAGUACAUAGUCACUAUAAGCUUACGCUCUUUGACUCUUGUUGGCUGUGAAGUAAAAAAAAUUAAGUUUCUUA
Messenger RNA from Pogonomyrmex barbatus (red harvester ant), 2652 nucleotides. Its product is annotated as armadillo repeat-containing protein 1. Lineage: Eukaryota; Metazoa; Arthropoda; Insecta; Hymenoptera; Formicidae. The record is from RefSeq and is a predicted model, not a curated record.